Messenger RNA from Cydia pomonella (codling moth), 2135 nucleotides. Its product is annotated as cuticle protein 64-like. The record is from RefSeq and is a predicted model, not a curated record. The coding region runs from base 862 to 1404 and encodes 180 amino acids. NCBI's taxonomy places the organism in Eukaryota, Metazoa, Arthropoda, Insecta, Lepidoptera, Tortricidae. The transcript is spliced from 2 exons.
UAGAUUUUCUGUUUUUCUUUAUAUUUCCGAGAAUACCAAGAAAAAAAGUCGGAUCUUAGAACAUAUUGCCGUUUAAUAAAGUCGGUUGUGACAUUACCUAGCGUCGUAUAUGCCAUAUACUAAGUCUAUUUUCUCUUUAUUUUGUUUCUAGUAUGUUUAUCCGAUCGACAAUGUUCGGGUGUCAGUUACAAUUUUUGACGGAAUUUAAGACAAUUUGUAAUGUCGUUUCAUGUAGAGGUAUUCGGUUUUUGCGUGGUUGACCUGAGACCUAAUCUGGAGGCCUCUCGUUCCAGGACACUAGCUGCCUCCGCUUCCUGUUUACGGCUCUCCCCUAAUAAAGCUAGAUCAUCUGCGUACCCUACCACCUUGUGGUUGCCGUUCAGAUCCUGGGACCUAUUCAGAGAGAUGAAGGCACCUCGAGAAUCCGGAAAAUUGUCUAGAUCGAGGAGUUAGUGGCCGAGCCCAAAUAUCAUAGGCGAAACGAAAGCCCACAGACUUCGCUGGUGCGGUCACCUACUCAGAAUGGGAGAGGAUCGGGCUGUCAAGGUGCAAACCGUGCAAAUCCUAGUCGUGUGGGAAUGUGUUAAUUGGAACCGUCGAAUUAUAUUACUCCAAACUAUACUCAAACAGUGACUGCAAUUCUUUUCAUACAAAACGCAGAGGGCAAGCGUGUGUUGAGCUAUAUGUCUGUGAAUAUAGUGCGGCCAGACCAUAAUCGGCAUUUUUAUUGUUCAUUAUAAUUUUGUUUCCUUACGGAGUUCAUUCCACCUCUUUGUGCGUUCACCUUCAGUAUCAUUUUCUCACUAUUAAAAUUAAAUAUCAAUUUGGCGGUGACGAUGUCGUAACCAGAACAAUUUGCUAAUGGCCAGCCUUGACAAAGGCUAUGUUAUUUCCUUCAUAGUUACAUAUAUAAACAAAAAUUUUUGGAUUAAGAAACAUUCCCAGUGUCACAACCAAGGAAACAACAUGAUUGGAAAGUUCGCUCUUCUUGUCUGCCUGUUCGGCUUCGCCAGUGCGGGUAGCCUUUACGGCGGUGGACUCGGUUACAGCUCCCUCGGCUACGGAUCCCUUGGCUACGGCAGCGGCUACGGCAGCGGUUACGGCUACGGCGGCUACGGCUAUGGGCACGACCUCGGCUACUCCGCUCCCAUCGUAGCCAAGACAGUAGUCGCCCCUGUAGUCAAGACCAUCGCUCCCAUCUCCUACGCCCACGCCCCGGCCAUCUCCCACGUUUCACAGUACAGCUACCACGGAUCUCCCAUUGUUAAGUCUUACGCCCCAUUGGGCUACUCAUCGUACGGACUGGGCCACGGAUAUGGUAUUGGACACGCCCCUAUUUCUUAUGGUGGAUACGGACAUGGAUACAGUCACGGCGGCUACGGCUACGGCGGUUACGGAUGGUAAACUUUAGAACAAAUGUAAAUUAUUUAUAUAAGAACAAUAAAAUGACUUUUCAUCGUCAAAUAUGUUUCUUAUUCAUCUUAUGAUUAAUAAUUUCCAGCAAUAUUCCCAGUUUAUCCACUGACAAUAUUAUUAAAAAUAUAGUCCUUAACCACCGACAAUGUUUCCUACAGUAUUUCCAAGAUAUGCCUGCUAUUAGUGGAUCAUUGCUGGUAUCUGGUGGCUUUCUAUCACCGCACCGCCCGCCGUCGGCAGGGUGUUCAUCCUCACACCCUAGAACCUAAAUGGUCGCGCACUGUGCGGUUUAAGAGGAACUUCCUCCGGCGGACGCUCUGGCUUGCUAUGGAAUGAGCUACCUGCCGAGGUUAUUCCGAGGGUCUACAGUAUGAGGUUAUUCAAAAAAGGAGUGUACAGAUUUUUAAAGGGUCGGCAACGCGCAAGUAACACUUCUGGAGUUACAGGCGUCCAUAGGCUACGGUAACUGCUUACCAUCAGGCGCGCCGUAUGCUUGCUUACUAACAUCGUGUUAUUAAAAAAAAUUAAACGAAUACUCCUGACAAAUUCACAACUCUAAAUACAGUAAUUUUACUAAUAUGUGUUAAAAUACGGUAUCUACUCGUAUAAGGUUGCAUAGAUGUCAAAUACUCCUACUUUCAAUGACUCAAUCACUUAUAUCAUGCCAUCGAUUCUUUAUUCGUGGAUUGUAAAAUAAGAAUAACCAUUGGAGUAUUCCG